This is a messenger RNA of Dissoconium aciculare CBS 342.82, 1758 nucleotides long. RefSeq names its product kinase-like protein. Gene Ontology annotation, molecular function: protein kinase activity; ATP binding. Lineage: Eukaryota; Fungi; Ascomycota; Dothideomycetes; Mycosphaerellales; Dissoconiaceae. Gene Ontology annotation, biological process: chromosome segregation; protein phosphorylation. The transcript is spliced from 2 exons. Gene Ontology annotation, cellular component: nucleus; cytoplasm; centrosome. The record is from RefSeq and is a predicted model, not a curated record. Bases 1 to 1758 code for a protein of 585 amino acids.
AUGGCUACCGACAAUGAUUAUGACGUCCUGGAGAAGAUCGGCCAGGGCUCUUUCGGAGUGAUUCGAAAGGUCCGCCGGCGACAGGACGGUGUUGUCUUGUGUCGCAAGGAGAUCUCCUACACCCGCAUGUCGGAUCGGGAGAAGGACCAGCUUCACGCCGAGCUCAAGAUCCUGGAGACGCUACGACAUCCUAAUAUCGUCGAAUAUCACCACCGACAACAUCUCAAAGCUUCUCAUGACCUUCACCUCUACAUGGAAUACUGCGGCAAUGGAGACUUAGGCGGGUACAUUCGAAGGCUGAAAGAGAAAAGCAAAUACGCCGACGAGGACUUUAUUUGGACUAUCUUUGCACAACUGGUGGGCGCACUUUACCGGUGUCAUUAUGGAGAAGACCCACCGACACCAGGGCGAGAGAGCGGUGUCAAGCGGGCAAAAUCGCUUGUGAGCAAGCAAGGCCACACUGUCAUUUUGCAUCGUGAUCUGAAGCCAGAGAAUGUCUUCCUUGGCGAGAACAACAACGUCAAGCUCGGAGACUUUGGUCUCUCGAAAAUAAUUGCUUCUCAUGAUUUCGCCAGCACUUACGUUGGCACUCCAUUCUAUAUGAGCCCAGAAAUUUGCGCAGCAGAGCGCUAUUCACAUUUCUCCGACAUCUGGUCACUAGGAUGCAUCAUAUAUGAGCUAGCAACACGACAAGUACCAUUUGAAGCAAGAACUCACAUGGAGCUUAUCAUGAAGAUCAAGAAGGGCGUCAUCAAGCCUCUUCCUCCACAAUAUAGCCAGGAUCUCACUGAUGCUAUCGCAUGGUGUUUGAAGGUUGAUCCCCGUGCCCGCCCAGACACGUCUCAGCUGUUGAGCAUGGCGAACAUCAAAGUCUCACGUGUACGAUCGGAAUGCACGGCUCUUUUGGCCCACGCCGAGAAAGAGCGAGUGAAGCAGGCGCAGCUUGUUGUGGACCUUCAGAAUGAGAUGACCAAGCUUCGCGAGACUAGCAAGAGGGUGGAGAUGGAGUGGCAUGCUCGGGCGACUUUGGCCAUCGAUCAGAAGGUCUAUGAAGCGGUGGAAAAGCGAAAGGCGGAACUACUCGCGGAAUUCGAGAGUGUUGUCGAGAAGCGUGCCGAAGACAAACUCAACAAGCAUUUGGCCUCUCUGCCGUCACAACCUGAAGCCCCUUCAGCCCACGUCAGAUCAAGUACGCCACCGCCUGGCAAGGACAGCGCGGCCGUCGCUUCAUUCACAACGCGCGGCAGCUCCUUCGCCACGACCGAUGGCAGCUCCUUUGGCGAAGCUGCCGAUGAUUCAUUCAUCGAGGCCGAGCUCACAUCCCUAUCUCUGAAGGAAGUCAUCGACGAGGAGAACGAGGAGAACUCACCACUCGCACGCCGCUUUAAGCCGGCCCUCAAGAAGGGCACCCGCAAACCCUUCACACGCGCCAAAACCUUUGCAUACAACACCGUCAACCACGACCUCGCUGGCUCUCCCAUGGACGUGCACAUGGCGGACCCAAGCCCGAUGCGUAACAACGUCAAGGGUCUCAGCCUGUCACCGCGCCGUAACGGUCAGCAGCCACAGCAGCUACCACUUUCACUAGGUGGGCCCAUCAAGCGAAACAUCUUUAGCCUAGCCACCGAGAAGGAGAACAGACAGCCAGUGCGAGGCAGGACACUGGUUGAGCUCUCCCUCAGCAGUCCCGCCAAGUGGAAUCCCAUCGUGCAUGGCGAGGACAUGCCGAGUCCAUUCCUGCGGAGAAACAAGUGCUGA